ACUAACUAACCCUAUAGCAAAUUCUGACCAAAAACACUGUACACAUAACAACGCACUACAAGACCAACCACAAUAACCCGUAAUCGUCAAUAUUGGCGGAGGAUAUGGUACUAAAAUUCAACUAUAUUCCGGUCAGUUCCGGUUAACGUUCAUAUUUGUAGUAGGACCUAAACUUCCCCCGACUUUCUCCGGAUGCCAUACUGUAGUGUUACCCUCGCCGAUAGCACUUACGCCGAUUAUGGCGAAUUUUCAAGCUUUGAGAGAUUGGUUCUGGGACGAAAAGUUUUGGCUGCUCAGCAAUGCUACAUGGGAUGAUUUCGAAAAUCCUCCUCCCGGUGUGUAUUACCCUUUAGAGAGACAUAUUCUUCUUCCAAGCCUUCUUAUAGGAGUUCUUCUGAUCGGAAUUCGUCUGGCGUAUGAAAGGUUAUUGGUGAUCCCGUUUGCCCUGUAUAUGGGCCUGACCUUCAAGAAACAUUACGCUGUAGAGAAGAACCCCAGUCUUGAGGCUGUGUAUGCUACUGACAAGUACCCAGAACAGGACCAAGUACAGGAAUUAUCCAAGAAGACAAGUCUAACAGAGAGACAGAUACAGAGAUGGUUCCGACACAGACGCAGUCGAGAAAUGCCAGGCAGGAUGCAAAAGUUCAGGGAAUGCAGCUGGCAUUUCCUGUUCUAUUCCUCAAGUUUCUUUUCGGCGAUAUAUAUCCUGUGGGAUAAGCCGUACUUUUGGGAAUCUAAGUACUGUUGGAUAGACUAUAAACACCAGCAUGUAUCGAAUGAUGUGUUCUGGUUCUACACCAUCGAGCUGGCGUUUUACUGGAACCUUGUGUUUACCGUGCUGUCCGACCACAAGAGAAAGGACUCCACCCAGAUGUUUAUUCAUCACAUGGUCACUAUCGCGCUCAUCUACUUCUCGUUUGCCAUCAACACGGUCCGCAUUGGUGCCCUCGUCAUUGUUGUCCAUGAUUCGGUAGAUCUCUGGAUGGCUGGUGCCAAGAUGGCCAAUUAUUUGAAAAAGGAUACACUAACCGACACAAUGUUUGGCAUAUUUUUUGUGGUGUGGCUACUUACCAGACUCUACAUCUACCCAUUCAAGAUGGUGUGGUCGGCUUCCUUCGAGUCCCUACAAUAUCAGGCUAUGUGGCCGUCCUAUUGGCUCCUCAACGGUCUCCUCUGGAUCCUACAGGUUCUACACGUCAUCUGGACGUUCAUGAUCCUACGAAUCGUUCUCAACAAAUUCACUGGCGAGAAAAAGGUUAAAGAUGUAAGGAGUGAUACAGAAGAGUCCACGGGUAAGGAGGAAGAAGGAGAGAAAUCUCAGGAACGUGAUGUCAUAGUCAAUGGCUCCCCAACCCUAAGAAGUCCAGACUCUGUAGGCCGCAGGAAAAAAUGUAAAGCAUAGAAACCAGCAUGUUAGACAGGGACACACAAACUCCACCAAGCUACUUCAAAUGUACGUUUCCCUGUAACGUUCAGAUUCCGUCCACAAGCAUUAAUAUUACUGUCAGUAAUUCUGUCAAAGGUGAUUUUUGUGAGAGCAAAAAAGUUCAUAAUGAUGCAUAACAAAAUAUUGUCAUAUAUUUGAUUCAAUUGAAGUGAUUUGCUCAAAUAUGAAACCUGGAAAUUUCAAGCAUUUAUUUUUCUAUAUUAGGACUUGAUUAUUAUACAUGUAAACCUUCCUAUCACCAAUUUAUUGUAUAAAAAGACACAACUUAAAGCUCACAUGCAUUCCUGAAAGGCCAAGUGAGUGUAUGCCUUGAUAAGACAUCCAUUUAUCAUCCAUUAUCGGUUAGCUUUUCACUUAAAAGCUUAACCUAGAGUUACCAUAUUCUGUCUUUGCGUAUUGCAGAGUUAUCUUCU
Molecule: messenger RNA, 1860 nt
Organism: Mizuhopecten yessoensis (Yesso scallop)
Lineage: Eukaryota; Metazoa; Mollusca; Bivalvia; Pectinida; Pectinidae
Product: ceramide synthase 5-like
Exons: 9
Coding region: 239-1402 (387 amino acids)
Biological process (GO): ceramide biosynthetic process
Cellular component (GO): membrane
Molecular function (GO): sphingosine N-acyltransferase activity; DNA binding
Source: RefSeq, a predicted model, not a curated record